This is a messenger RNA of Arabidopsis lyrata subsp. lyrata, 834 nucleotides long. RefSeq lists its product as uncharacterized. Lineage: Eukaryota; Viridiplantae; Streptophyta; Magnoliopsida; Brassicales; Brassicaceae. The record is from RefSeq and is a predicted model, not a curated record. Bases 205 to 678 code for a protein of 157 amino acids. The transcript is spliced from 2 exons.
AGAGAGAGAAUUAGGCAAACCAAAUAAAUAACUCACACAACCCACCGCUCAACCAACCAACCCCAUCUUCUAAUAUAUCUCUCCCUUCUUCUUUUUAUUUCAUUAUCUUCCAAAAUUUUCACCACAAACAUUAUAUAAAUUCCUCUUCAUAUUUGAAGAAAACAUUAAUCUUUUCUUGUAGAAUUCUAUAAUUCUCGUAACUAAAUGGCCAGCGAGGGAGUCGUAGUUGUCGGAGGGGAGAGAGAAGGGGCUGAGAUCGUGUACGGAGCGGAAGAAUGUUACAAGCAAUCAUUGGAGCUUCUAGAGGAGCUAGGGUUUCCAAAAGGAGUCAUGCCCUUGAAGAAUCUUGUGGAGUGUGGAAGGGUUAGAGCCACGGGUUACGUUUGGAUGAAGCAAGACACUCCUUACGAGCAUUUCUUCGAAGCCACCAACACUCGUGUCUCCUACGGUCUCGAAGUCACCGCCUAUGUCGACAAGUGUUGUAUGAAGAAGAUGACAGGAGUGAAGAGUAAGCAGAUGUUUUUGUGGGUACCUAUCGUGGAGAUGAGUAUGGAGGAGCCAAAAAGCAAGAAGAUUUACUUCAAGACUCCUAUGGGAAUCGGCAAGUCUUUCCCCGUUACCGCAUUCAUGGACGAGGAAGAGAAACGCAACUUUUACUUGGAGAAUCCCAAAAAUUAAACCAUUUAAUAAUUAUUCAUUACUUCUUCUUGAUUAUGAUAAUUAUAAUUACAUUUUCGGAUGCUUUUAUAAUUUUUAUUUUAAUAUCUUGUAAGGUUGCUCUAUGCCAUUAUCAAUAAUACAUUUUCUGGGAGCGUUGAUUAUUUUCCCUAAAAA